Triticum aestivum (bread wheat) is the source of this 1443-nucleotide messenger RNA. RefSeq names its product BTB/POZ and MATH domain-containing protein 1-like. The transcript has 2 exons. Gene Ontology annotation, molecular function: protein binding. Gene Ontology annotation, biological process: protein ubiquitination. The record is from RefSeq and is a predicted model, not a curated record. Bases 567 to 1196 code for a protein of 209 amino acids. NCBI's taxonomy places the organism in Eukaryota, Viridiplantae, Streptophyta, Magnoliopsida, Poales, Poaceae.
AGAAAAAGCGCAAUACUUGGGGACAGUAUUAGAUCGAACCCUAGGCACCCAGGAGACCCACGAGAGGCGAGCACGCGACCGCACAUCUGGUGUACGACGGCUCCGGCAAGGACCGCGGGCGGCUAGUACGGCUGGAACCACCGAUCGCCGCCGCCAACUCCGGAGACUAGCCAGCCAGUGGGUGCCCUCUCGUUUGGAUCGUCUACUGUGUGAGUAAAGGAAUCACACGAACUCCGGUACAGCCGGCGUCGACGACGACCACUUGUGUGGAUUUUGCUUCCCUCCACUUCAGGGUAGACUAUGAGCAAGUCAAACACCUUGCCAUCAACGAGGUCGUCUGCUCUGAGGUCAUCACGGUCGGCCAACACCUGUGGAGGAUCGACUCUUACCCACGGGGACCGGUAGGGUACUCCAAGGAUGACAUGGAAAAUUAUGUUUCCAUCUACCUUAGGCAUAUGAGCGAUUUCGGAAGCGUACGCGCCACCUUCAUCGCCUUUAUAAAGGAUAGAGAUGACAAGCCAUCAGAAACAGUAUGAGUCAAGACUGGCCUUCACGAGUUCACAAUCAUGGGCGCCCCUGAUUGCCUCGAUGACUGGGGAUGGAAUCGGUUUGUGGCAAGAAAGGACCUCGGGGAAAAAUAUGUUACUGACGGGCACGUCACGUUCGUAUGCACCAUCAUGGUCACGCGUGAUACUACCCCUGUCACCGUGCCCCUGUCUGACAUCAAGAACCAUCUCGGCUGCUUACUGGAUCAGGCGUAUGGGACGGACGUGUCGUUUACCGUCGACGGCGAGAUAUUCCCCGUGAACCGAGCCAUUCUUGCAGCCCGCUCACCCAUCUUCAAGGCAGAGCUUUUUGGGUCCAUGGCCGAAGCUACAAUGGCAUCCAUCACACUGCACGAUAUCACACCUUCAACAUUCAAAUAUUUGCUUGGGUUCAUAUACACGGUUGAGUUUCCUAUUAGUACAGAGGAUAACACCUCCAAUUCCAAUGAGGUAUUGUUUGACUUACUUGCCGCUGGGGAUCGGUACGCACUAGACCCGCUAAAGUUAUGGGAUAAUGUGUCAAUGGAUACCGUUACAUAUAUUCAAGCUUGCGCUGACAUGUACAAUUGCCUCGAGUUGAAGGACAAGUGCGUUGACUUCAUUGCAAAAGAGAAAAAAGCGAAGAAGCCUCUUAUUUCAAAAACGAUUUGAAGAGGCCCACGACUUCAUCAGGCUAAGGCACAGAUUUCAUAGAUUAUUGUUGCUGAGUUUAGAAUUUAAUUAGAACUAUAGUGCUGGAACAUUAUACACUGGACAAUUUCACAUUUGUGUUUUCUUUUGUCUUUUACAUUGGUGCAUUGGCACCCGGGAUUCUGUUUGCGGUUUGACGGGAACUAUGGUUUUCUUGCGUUUGGAAAGUAUUUUACGCAAUACAAGAAUCAUUGUGUUCCAUUGAAAA